This is a messenger RNA of Pteronotus mesoamericanus, 6711 nucleotides long. It is a transcript of the gene SIN3A, whose product is annotated as SIN3 transcription regulator family member A. The transcript has 21 exons. The record is from RefSeq and is a predicted model, not a curated record. Gene Ontology annotation, cellular component: Sin3-type complex; chromatin. Bases 1749 to 5576 code for a protein of 1275 amino acids. Gene Ontology annotation, biological process: negative regulation of transcription by RNA polymerase II. Lineage: Eukaryota; Metazoa; Chordata; Mammalia; Chiroptera; Mormoopidae. Gene Ontology annotation, molecular function: transcription corepressor activity.
AAAUUGGUUGGACCUGCAAGUCGCCAACCAGGUAGCCUGUACCAAUUAAAACUUCACCAGCCCUGACUGGUGUGGCUCAGUGGGUUGGUCGUCGUCCCACAAAAGGUCAUGUUUGAGUUCCAUUUGGGGUAUGUGCCUGGAAUAUAUUGCAAACCAGGUACCCAGUAGGAAAGGCAACUGAUUGAUUGCCUUCUCUCUCCCUUCCCCUCUCUCUCAAAAUAAAGUAAAAAAAUAAAACAAAACAAAACUUCUACCCAAUACCUGCACAUUCACCCCUACAACACUGUCAUUCUGUUUUAGCCAGUUCCUUUGAAGUAAAUAUUCUUUUACUUUAUAUUUCUUAGAUUACUGGUGAGACUGUAUGAGAUCUUCUCAGCUAGUUUUUAAGCUUUUACAGGGCAAGGGGCAAGAUCAUCUGUCACCUUCGUAUCUGCUUACUGAAUAUUUGCUAAUUGAAUGAAUGAAUGAAUGCUACCAAAGCAUUUCUGCUUUAUUGGGUUGACACUGAAGAACAAUGAAUGGGCCUAGUGUGUGAGAGAUUAAAGAAAGCUGGAGUUGCUUGAGCAUGUGUGUCUGAACUAAGUGAAAGGGAACUCUUCCUUCAUUUUUCCUCUUCUGUGAGAGGUAGGUUAAGAAUCCAGGCUCUGGAGGCAGAUUUCAUGGAUUCAUCCCUAGUUUUGCCCGUUAGCUGUGCAGCCUUGGGCAGGCCACUUAAUCUUUGUAUUUCCAUUUCCUCAUUUAUAGAUUAGAGAAUAACAGCACUUGGUUGUGGGAUUAAAUUAAUAUCUGUAAAUUGUGUAGAAUGGUGCUUGGCACUCAGUAUUUGUUAACUGUUAUGUUAACUAUUAGGUUAUUCUUUCCAUUAUGUGUAUACAUUACUUGAGUAUCUGUGAUGUGUAAAGACUGUGGGGGGAUGCAGACAAAUUUGAAGAGAACCCUGCCUUGAAGAAGUUUAUAGACUUGUGGCUUGUUUAGAGAGUGGGAAGACAUUUGACAGGACUAGAUGAUAAGGUGGGGACUGGAGAGAGAUCAUUAGUAAGUUAAAUUAUCCCCUAAUCAGUAAGGAGGAAUUUUGUAGGCAAAACUAAGGAAUUUGAAUUGUUAUUUUAAAUGAUGAGAAGCCAGUGAUGAAUUUACAGCUGGAUUGGACUUGCAUUUGGGGUUGACCAUUUUAAAAGCAACCUAGAAGGUAGACGAGGCUGAAGGGUUUUGAAAACAGUUGAGGUGUAAGGAAGGGAUGAUGAGUGCCUGAAAUAAAGGAGUGGCUAUGUGAUUAGAGAAGAAGCAAUUUAUAUUGAGAACCGGUUAGGGAAUAGAAUUAGGAGUGGUGACUAUUAAAGGAAUAAAGUAUGGUUCAGAGAAAGUACAGACCCUGUGUAAUCUCUUUAGUGCCGUGGAGAUGAUCUGGAAGGCAAACUCUUUAGAGGCAAAUGAAAUUAAAUACUUUAUAAAAUCACAAUCAUUUUAUGAAAGAAGUGACGUCUUAAUAGCAAAAAGAUAGGACAUGAUCUCAGAAUAAAGCAUUUUAAUACUUAACCCAUGGAAAACUCACCACAAUUCUAUUUUUCUCUUUUUUCAUUUUCCUGUAGAUGGUUCAUAUACCAGUGUUUGGGAAUCACUAGUGUAGUCUAAUCACCUCUUUUUGCAGAUCAGGAAACAGGACCAAAGUUACAGAGCUUCGAGUCAGAAUUUGGAUUAGAAUCCAGGUCUUGACAGGUUAUUAGUGCAUCCCCGAGCAUGAGUGCAGAAUGAAGCGACGUUUGGAUGACCAGGAGUCUCCGGUGUAUGCGGCUCAGCAGAGGCGGAUCCCUGGUAGCACAGAGGCUUUUCCUCACCAGCACCGUGUGCUCGCCCCUGCCCCUCCUGUGUAUGAGGCUGUGGCCGAGACCAUGCAAUCAGCCACAGGCAUUCAGUACUCCGUCACUCCCAGCUAUCAGGUGUCAGCUGUACCACAGGGCUCCGGUGGCAGUCAUGGACCCACCAUAGCAGCGGUUCAUAGCAGCCAUCACCACCCAACAGCUGUGCAGCCCCAUGGAGGCCAGGUGGUCCAGAGUCAUGCUCAUCCAGCCCCUCCAGUUGCACCAGUGCAGGGACAGCAGCAGUUUCAGAGGCUCAAGGUGGAAGAUGCGCUAUCCUAUCUUGACCAGGUGAAGCUGCAGUUUGGUAGUCAGCCUCAGGUCUACAAUGAUUUCCUGGACAUCAUGAAGGAAUUUAAAUCACAAAGCAUUGACACUCCAGGAGUGAUAAGUCGUGUGUCCCAGCUGUUCAAAGGCCACCCAGACCUGAUCAUGGGCUUCAAUACUUUCUUGCCCCCUGGCUACAAAAUUGAAGUGCAAACCAAUGAUAUGGUGAAUGUGACAACUCCUGGCCAGGUUCAUCAGAUUCCCACCCAUGGCAUCCAGCCCCAGCCUCAGCCACCACCCCAGCAUCCUUCCCAGCCUUCAGCCCAGUCAGCCCCAGCUCCUGCCCAGCCAGCUCCUCAGCCCCCACCUGCCAAAGUCAACAAGCCUUCCCAACUACAAGCACAUACUCCCGCCAGCCAGCAGACCCCCCCACUCCCACCAUAUGCAUCCCCACGCUCUCCACCUGUCCAACCUCAUACACCAGUGACAAUCUCGUUGGGAACGGCCCCAUCCUUGCAGAACAAUCAGCCUGUGGAGUUUAAUCAUGCCAUCAACUAUGUUAAUAAGAUCAAGAACAGGUUCCAGGGCCAACCAGACAUCUACAAAGCAUUCCUGGAGAUCUUGCACACAUAUCAGAAAGAGCAGCGAAAUGCCAAGGAAGCUGGAGGAAACUACACUCCAGCAUUGACUGAGCAGGAAGUUUAUGCUCAGGUGGCUCGUCUUUUUAAAAAUCAGGAAGAUCUGUUGUCAGAGUUUGGACAGUUUUUACCAGACGCCAACAGCUCUGUGCUUUUAAGCAAAACAACUGCAGAGAAGGUUGAUUCUGUGAGAAAUGACCAUGGCGGAACUGUGAAGAAGCCACAACUGAACAACAAGCCACAGAGGCCCAGCCAGAAUGGCUGCCAGAUCCGGAGGCAUUCUGGGACAGGAACCACUCCUCCAGUGAAGAAGAAACCCAAACUGCUCAGCCUAAAGGAUUCUUCUAUGGCAGAUGCCAGCAAGCAUGGUGUAGGAACUGAAUCACUAUUUUUUGAUAAGGUCCGAAAGGCUCUGCGGAGUGCAGAGGCCUAUGAGAAUUUCCUUCGCUGUCUUGUUAUCUUUAACCAGGAGGUUAUCUCUCGGGCUGAGCUUGUACAGUUAGUCUCUCCUUUCCUGGGAAAAUUCCCUGAGUUGUUUAAUUGGUUUAAAAACUUUCUGGGCUAUAAGGAGUCUGUACAUUUGGAAACCUUUCCAAAGGAACGAGCCACAGAAGGCAUUGCCAUGGAGAUAGAUUAUGCCUCUUGUAAACGGUUGGGUUCCAGCUACCGAGCCCUCCCAAAGAGUUACCAGCAGCCCAAGUGCACAGGACGGACUCCUCUCUGUAAAGAGGUUUUAAAUGAUACCUGGGUUUCCUUUCCUUCCUGGUCUGAGGACUCCACUUUUGUUAGUUCCAAGAAAACUCAGUAUGAGGAACAUAUCUAUCGUUGUGAAGAUGAACGCUUUGAGCUUGACGUAGUUUUAGAGACCAAUCUGGCAACAAUCCGGGUUUUGGAAGCAAUACAGAAGAAGCUCUCCCGCCUGUCUGCUGAGGAACAAGCUAAGUUUCGCUUGGACAACACCCUUGGGGGCACGUCAGAAGUCAUCCAUCGGAAAGCACUCCAGAGGAUAUAUGCUGACAAAGCAGCUGACAUCAUUGAUGGUCUGAGGAAGAACCCCUCCAUUGCCGUCCCCAUAGUCCUUAAAAGGUUGAAGAUGAAAGAGGAAGAAUGGCGAGAAGCUCAGAGGGGCUUUAACAAGGUUUGGAGAGAACAAAAUGAGAAAUACUACUUGAAGUCUCUGGACCAUCAGGGCAUCAACUUUAAACAGAACGACACCAAGGUCCUGAGGUCUAAGAGCUUACUCAACGAGAUUGAGAGUAUCUAUGAUGAGAGGCAAGAGCAAGCUACAGAAGAAAAUGCUGGUGUACCUGCUGGCCCACACCUCUCACUGGCCUAUGAAGACAAGCAGAUUUUGGAGGACGCUGCUGCCUUGAUUAUCCAUCAUGUGAAGAGACAGGCAGGCAUUCAGAAAGAGGACAAGUACAAAAUCAAGCAGAUCAUGCAUCACUUCAUUCCAGAUCUGCUCUUUGCUCAGAGGGGUGAUCUCUCGGAUGUAGAAGAAGAAGAAGAAGAAGAGAUGGAUGUAGAUGAAGCCACAGGGGCGUCUAAGAAGCACAAUGGUGUUGGGGGCAGUCCCCCUAAGUCCAAACUACUGUUCAGUAACACAACAGCGCAGAAGCUAAGAGGGAUGGAUGAAGUAUACAACCUCUUCUAUGUUAAUAACAACUGGUACAUCUUUAUGCGGUUGCACCAGAUUCUCUGCUUGAGGCUUCUGCGGAUUUGCUCCCAAGCAGAACGGCAGAUUGAAGAAGAAAACCGAGAGAGGGAGUGGGAGCGGGAAGUGCUGGGCAUAAAGCGAGACAAGAGCGACAGUCCUGCCAUCCAGCUGCGUCUCAAAGAACCUAUGGAUGUCGAUGUAGAGGAUUAUUAUCCAGCUUUCCUCGAUAUGGUGCGUAGCCUCCUGGAUGGCAACAUCGACUCAUCACAAUAUGAAGAUUCACUGCGAGAGAUGUUCACCAUUCAUGCCUACAUUGCCUUCACCAUGGACAAGCUCAUCCAGAGCAUCGUCAGACAGCUGCAGCACAUCGUGAGCGAUGAGAUCUGUGUACAGGUGACUGACCUUUACCUGGCAGAAAACAAUAAUGGGGCCACUGGAGGCCAGCUGAACACACAGACUUCGAGGAGUCUCUUGGAGUCAGCAUAUCAGCGGAAGGCCGAGCAGCUCAUGUCAGAUGAGAACUGCUUUAAGCUUAUGUUCAUUCAGAGCCAAGGCCAGGUUCAGCUGACCAUUGAGCUUUUGGACACAGAAGAGGAGAACUCAGAUGACCCUGUAGAAGCAGAGCGCUGGUCAGACUAUGUGGAGCGUUACAUGAAUUCUGAUACUACCUCUCCUGAGCUUCGUGAGCAUCUGGCACGGAAACCAGUAUUUCUCCCAAGGAACCUGCGGCGGAUCCGGAAGUGUCAGCGUGGUCGAGAACAGCAGGAAAAGGAAGGGAAGGAAGGAAACAGCAAGAAGAGCAUGGAGAAUGUGGAUAGCCUGGAUAAGCUGGAGUGUAGGUUCAAGCUGAACUCCUACAAGAUGGUGUAUGUGAUCAAGUCCGAAGACUACAUGUAUCGGAGGACCGCCUUGCUCCGGGCUCACCAGUCCCAUGAGCGUGUAAGCAAGAGGCUACAUCAGAGGUUCCAGGCCUGGGUAGAUAAAUGGACCAAGGAGCAUGUGCCCCGUGAAAUGGCAGCAGAGACCAGCAAGUGGCUCAUGGGUGAGGGGCUGGAGGGCCUGGUGCCCUGUACCACCACCUGUGACACAGAGACCCUGCACUUUGUGAGCAUUAACAAGUACCGUGUCAAAUAUGGCACAGUGUUCAAAACCCCGUAACUGCAAAGCCAGAGCAGAUAACUUGAGGGGGGUGUGUGUAGGGUGGGGGUGGGCUCACAUGCCCUCACACACGCUGAAGAAACAAGGAAGAUGCCUUUCAAGCCUCACUGGGCCUCUCUGGGACAUGGCCACCUAAUCUGUGCGUACAGCCUGGCACCAAGUGGGCUACAUGUAAUAAACAUGGGUACCUUAAAAGCUGACCAGAGCUGGAGCUUUCCCCAACAGGGUUGGGUGUUACCCUGCCCUGGAGAGGGAUAUCCAUGCAAGCACAGACAUGCAGCUUGCUUGCACACACCAGCAGAGCUAAGACUGGAGUCUCCUGGGGCCUGACCUUCGAAGAGGGAACCAGGUGCUGUUCACAUCUUGGCUGGAUGGGCGUACAUUGACAGACUGGAGAAGGAUGCAACGCCCAGAUGGGUUGUAACUCAUGGUCACUGCUCCUCUUCUCUCCCCCAAAAAGGGGAACAAAACUGGAUUUGAUUUUCUCCCCCCACCCCCCCCUUGGUCACUCGAGCACAUCUAGAGCAUCCAUUGGAUUUUAUCUGGGACCUGCAGUUUGGCUUUGGGAUUGAUCAUCUUGUGGAUCUGAUUCCUGACAAAUCCCUUGCUGCCUCCCUUUUACUCUCUCCGCUGGUUAUCAACCUCAACAAGUUCAAAUUAGUCCUUUUUAGCUCCCGUGGAACUGUUUUGUACCUGCUUCUUUACAAGUCUGCCCUAGUGCCAUCCACCAGCUUUACUCUUUCUCUCACACACACAAUUUUAACUUGAUUUUUCCUUUUUUUGUAAAUAAUGUACAUACUGUCAAUUUUUUAUUAAAAGAAAUAUGCUUUGAUGUGCUAGCAUAACUGUUCUAGCUUCUUGUGUAUUAUAGUUCUAUGUGGCUUCAAAUUUAGUACCUAUGAACAGGUGUGCAAAGGCAUUUAUUACACUUUUUACCAAAGGGAGUUACUGUUGUAGUACUUUUGUGUAAAACUUGUCUUCCCCUUGCCCCAACUUUUUUUUUUUCUUUUUCUUUCUUUCUUUUUUUUUUUUUUCUCUUUUCCUUUUUCUUUUUUUUGGUAAAUAAAUAAAGCUUGGUUCUUAAGGAAUAAACGUGCAACCCAAGUCCCUUGUCCGCACCAGAGAACUAUUACAA